UGUUGUCACCUUGGUCCCGCCCCCUCUUUAAAACGUCAACAGCGGCAAACUUCGGGCUCCCCAGCAAAUAUGAGUACUGGAUCCGAGGAGCCGCGGUGGAAGAAAGUGCAUUCCGUUACGGGAGUGGUGCCGCGGUCCAGGCACGGACAUCGAGCGGCUGCCAUUCGGGAGCUCAUCAUUGUCUUCGGUGGUGGAAAUGAAGGCAUAGCGGAGGACCUCCACGUUUAUAACACUGUCUCCAGGCAGUGGUUCCUGCCUGCGGUGAGAGGAGACAUCCCACCCGGCUGCGCUGCACAUGGCCUCGUCUGUGAAGGCACUCGAGUACUGGUGUUUGGCGGCAUGGUGGAGUUUGGCAAAUAUACCAACAGCCUCUAUGAGCUUCAGGCUAACCGAUGGCUCUGGAGGAAGCUGAAACCCAGAGCACCGAGGAAUGGUGCCCUUCCCUGCCCUCGGAUUGGGCAUAGCUUCACCCUCGUGGGCAAUAAGUGUUACCUGUUUGGAGGGUUGGCUAAUGAUAGUGAAGAUCCCAAUGGCAAUGUGCCAAGGUAUUUGAGUGACUUCUAUGAGUUGGAGCUGCAGUCUGUAUCAGGGGCAAGAGGCUGGAGCACCCCAGAGACAAAUGGCACAGGUCCAUCAGCUCGAGAGUCCCACACCUCGGUUGCAUUCAGUGGCCUCGGCUCACCAAAGCUCUUCCUCUUUGGAGGAAUGCAAGGAUGCCGGUUAGAUGACCUGUGGCAGCUUGACCUUGACACAAUGGUCUGGUCAAUGCCUGAGACCAGGGGUGCCAUGACGCUUCCUAGAAGCCUUCACUCUGCCACUGUCAUCGGAAACAAGAUGUAUGUUUUUGGAGGCUGGAUUCCUGUUCCAGAGUCAGAUAAGCACAAUGCUUUAGAAACACAAUGGAUCUGCACAAACUCCUUGAGUGUCCUCAACUUGGACACCAUGAGCUGGCAGAAUGUUGGUCCAGAGGAGCAGGAGGACAUUGAAUCCCAGCUGCAAAGCCAGGGCCCUCAGAGUGAUGAUCUGUAUGCCUGUAAACCCGGAGCCAGGGCUGGUCACUGUGCCACCAGUCUUGGGUCGAGACUUUACAUUUGGAGUGGCCGAGAUGGGUACCGCAAGAGCUGGAACUACCAGGUCUGCUGCAAGGACCUAUGGUACUUGGAGACGGAUCGACCAGCCACCCCAGAGGCAGUGUUACUCAUCAAAUCCACAGUCAGCAUGCUUCAUGUGGCAUGGCGCCCUCUGGCGGCAGCAGACUGUUACAUCCUUCAGGUUCAGCCUGUGUGCCCUCCCAGAGUAGCCAGUAAUCUCCCAGCUAAACAAGAAGAUCUCACAGGAGGAAAAGAGGGGAAGCAUGCAGAGCCUGCAGGUGUCCAGUCUCUACAGAAUGAAGAAACCCAGAAACAAAGCUCUCAAAAUGAAGGAACUACUAACAGAGAAGAGGAAGCAACAGGCAAGGGUGCUCCAGCACAGGAAACAUCUGUGAAGUCAACCAGUGACUCAACAAGUGGAGCAAUGAUUGCUGGAAGGAAAUUGGAUGGUGGUCAUGCGGUUGCAGUAUCUGGUCAGGAGACACAAGUCAGUAGCUCAUCGCAGCACCACUCGGAAAAAAAACCUGCCUUGAUGGACAAGUCAUCAGAUUUCUACACUCACACAGAUCAGGGUCAAAAGAUUUCAGAGGACGCUGUGUGGUUUGAUGUUGGUGUGUUCAAAACACUAUUCUCGGAGGUCAGCCACUACUUUCUCCCUCCUGAGACUGACCAGGCAGCAACAGUCAUUAGCAGUAGGCCCUCGAACAUCAAAGAGAGGAAACUGCCGGGGCCUCAGGAUUACCAGGACAGAGGGAAGAGGGAUCUGGCUCCAGGUCAGAACUACAGGUUCAGAGUUGCAGGUAUCAACUGUUUUGGCCUUGGUGACUUUAGUCCAGUCAGCGAGUUCAAGACCUGCCAGCCUGGUUUCCCUGGAGCCCCCUCUGCUGUCAAAAUUACAAAGGCCAACGAUUCAGUCCACAUCACAUGGGAGGCUCCAUCCUCUCCAUCAGGCAGGAUCUUGGAAUAUUCCAUGUACAUGGCAGUGAAGAAAAGUCGCUCCACCAACUCGGAGCGUCCAGGUCAAAUGGCCUUCAUCAGGAUCUACCGUGGUACCAAGACCUCCUGUUCCGUUAGCUCCUCUCACCUGGACAAUGCCCACAUAGACUGUUCCGCCUCUAACCGGCCGGCUGUGGUCUUCCGCAUCGCAGCCAAGAACGAGCAGGGCUAUGGACCAGCCACACAAAUCCGCUGGAUUCAAGAUCCCAGUAAGCUGCGAAUAUCUGCCUCCAAAGCCGACAGCCGUGCAGAAGCUGAUGAGGAUGCAGCUGAUAGCUCCGGUUAAAGCUCAUAUUUGGGGGAUAAACUUUACCCUCAGGACGUUGUCAGUGUACUCCACCCAGUUGUUGUAUUGUAUUUCUUAGAAAGUUUUGAUAUUUAUUUUUUUUAUGUAUUUAAUUGUUCCGUUGUAAAUAGAAACUUAUAUUUACACAUGGAGCUUUACCACAUGGUUGUUUUAGUUAGAAUAUAUUUUGUUAAUAAAAACAAAAUAUGAUUUGAACAAAACUUCAGCUAGUAUGACUGAUUUAAGAUUGGAGGUAUCUUUGCUUUACCCAGUUAGGUCAUGGUCAGGUUCGAUACGUUUAGGGCAUAAAUGACCAAAAUUUAUAUAAUGCUAUAAGUUAUGCUCUUCAUUUGUGUUUUGAGGAAUUUUGUUCUUGGGCAGGGCCGUGUGCUACUGCAAUUGCUUUUUUAUGUCACAUUUAUUUUGUUGAAUUCCUUUCAUUGUCAUCAUUUAUCAGGUUCUUCUCACACUAGAUGAAGCUAAAGUGAAGUAAAAAUAAACUCCUUUCUUGGUGCUGUAAUAGUUCUUCAGCAAAGUUCUAUUUCUGAUGUAAAGUUCAGGGUAAUAAAUAAUUCCAAUGCUAA
Molecule: messenger RNA, 2957 nt
Organism: Betta splendens (Siamese fighting fish)
Lineage: Eukaryota; Metazoa; Chordata; Actinopteri; Anabantiformes; Osphronemidae
Gene: hcfc2
Product: host cell factor C2
Exons: 17
Coding region: 70-2373 (767 amino acids)
Biological process (GO): regulation of DNA-templated transcription; chromatin remodeling
Cellular component (GO): histone methyltransferase complex
Molecular function (GO): transcription coactivator activity; protein binding
Source: RefSeq, a predicted model, not a curated record